Messenger RNA from Sphenostylis stenocarpa, 531 nucleotides. Lineage: Eukaryota; Viridiplantae; Streptophyta; Magnoliopsida; Fabales; Fabaceae. The record is from the annotation of a GenBank genome assembly.
AUGGGUGACAAAGAGGAAGAGUCGGGAAUGCCAAGGGAUGCAAAGAUUGUGAAGUCUUUGUUGAAGUCAAUGGGUGUGGAGGAGUACGAGCCUCGCGUCAUUCACAAGUUUCUUGAGCUGUGGUAUCGAUACGUCGUCGAUGUCUUAACCGACGCACAAGUCUAUUCAGAGCACGCGGGAAAAUCCACAAUCGAUUGUGACGAUGUCAAGCUUGCGAUUCAAUCCAAGGUUAACUUCAGCUUCUCACAACCACCACCUCGUGAGGUGCUGCUGGAGUUAGCUCAAAACCGCAACAAGAUACCAUUGCCAAAGACUAUAGCAGGACCCGGCAUCCCACUGCCACCUGAUCAGGACACAUUAACCAGUCCUAACUACCAGUUUGGAAUUCGAAACAAAAGGCCUGCCGAACCUUUAGAAGAAACAGAGGAUGAAGAAACUACCAUUCCGAAUCCCACUCAAGAAGAGAAGGCAGACAUGCCGCAGAACCACCAGAGAGUGUCGUUUCCCCUGUCCAAACGCCAAAAGGAUUAA